AUGAAAAAUGCAACUGCGCUUGUCUUUCCGAAAACCCGACACCGAUUUUGCUUAUGGCACAUACUGAAGAAAUUACCUGAAAAACUCGAUUCACAUGGUGCAUACAAAGAUGGGUUGAAAAGUCAGUUGCUUAAGUGUGUGUAUGACUCUCAAAUAAUAGAAGAGUUUGAGAGUUGUUGGGAAGUGAUGAUUACAACAUACAACUUGCAGGAGAAUGCUUGCUUGCAGAGUUUAUAUACUGAGCUUACCUAUUGGGCACUAGUAUUCCUGAAAGAAAUUUUUUGGGCUGGAAUGAGCAUAACCCAACGAAGCGAGAGCAUGAAUGCUUUCUUUGACGGGUACGUUCAUGCUAGGACAAACUUAAAAGAGUUUGUUGAUCAAUUCGAUAAUGCGUUGAGAAUGAAGAUUGAGAAUGAAAAUGCAGCGGACUUUCACUCAUUCAACGUCACAAUUUCUGCCGUCUCUAUUUCUCUACUUGAGAAGAUAUUUCAAGCCACAUAUACGAACUUUAAAUUUAGAGAAGUUCAAAAAGAAGUAGUGGGAAUGCUUGGUGUUCUUCCAACUCUAUACCGAAAAGAUGAUGUAAUUGCAACGUACCAUGUAGAAGAUGAAAUAGAAGUUGAUGAUUUCAUCAAGGAGGUGACUCAAACGGUGUACUUUAAUGAGGCCGAAGUUGAUGUGAAGUGUCAAUGCUCACUGUUCGAAAUGAGAUGGAUAUUGUGUAGACAUGCAUUAGCUAUUAUGAGAGUUAACAAAGUGAAAAAUGUGCCAGAAAAGUAUAUAUUAGAUCGAUGGAGAAAAGACAUUAAAAGGACAUACUCUCAAUGCAGUACUUAUGACUCAGUUGAUGUAAGGCCAGAAGUGAGCAGAUAUUCCCAUAUUUUGAAGGUAUGCUAUGACGUUGCCACAAAUGCAGCGUCAUGUGAUGAGCAUGCUGAUGAUAUGAUAGAUAAGUUACAUGCAAUGAACAUCGUCUACUGCACCAAGAAGUCACCCCAACGACCCUUGGAACAUGUUGCAAAUACAGUUGUCGAUGCAAGUACAGCUGGGAGUUCAAAGAAAGUCCUAAGUCCCCUUGUAGUUAGAGGUAAAGGAAGAUCACCAUGCCUCAGGAAAAAAUCAAUAAUUGAGAGAGUCAAACCCACGGUAAAGAAGACUACUCAGAAGGGAAAACGUAAACAGCCACAUGGAAGAGAUAUCGAUAGGGUUGACACAUGCAGGAAUUUAUUUGGGCAAACAGUUGUUGGGACUCAAGAGAGUGUUGUCAUUCAACCUCCUCAAAACACUACCGAAUUGUUGGACUUUAGUGAAACCCAACUUGGGGAUGGGAGACAACCAGAACUUCAUAAAGCUCUAGAUGGGACUCAAGAUCAUGGACACGUUUUGGACAUGAUUGGCCUGAAACUUUCACCACUGAGUCAAAUAAAGCUUUAUAUUGGUACUUUCAAUGUUUCUCAUUUAGCAGCAAAACUAAAGCCUGUUGGAAGGUUCGCUAAAGUGUUAAAGAUUGAAGAUAACUGA
Molecule: messenger RNA, 1521 nt
Organism: Juglans microcarpa x Juglans regia
Lineage: Eukaryota; Viridiplantae; Streptophyta; Magnoliopsida; Fagales; Juglandaceae
Product: protein FAR1-RELATED SEQUENCE 5-like
Exons: 8
Coding region: 1-1521 (506 amino acids)
Molecular function (GO): zinc ion binding
Source: RefSeq, a predicted model, not a curated record